Acanthamoeba castellanii str. Neff is the source of this 3012-nucleotide messenger RNA. RefSeq names its product polymerase (DNA directed), delta 1, catalytic subunit. Gene Ontology annotation, biological process: DNA replication proofreading; base-excision repair, gap-filling; DNA-templated DNA replication. Gene Ontology annotation, molecular function: 3'-5'-DNA exonuclease activity; nucleotide binding; DNA-directed DNA polymerase activity. Gene Ontology annotation, cellular component: delta DNA polymerase complex. NCBI's taxonomy places the organism in Eukaryota, Discosea, Longamoebia, Acanthamoebidae. The record is from RefSeq and is a predicted model, not a curated record. Bases 1 to 3012 code for a protein of 1003 amino acids. The transcript has 13 exons.
AUGGCGGAUUGGAAGGAGGGACCCGUGCCCAUCAUCCACAUGUAUGGCCUCACGAGGGAGGGGCACAGCGUGUUGGUGCACUUGCACGGAGUACUGCCCUACUUCUACGUUCCCGCUCCGCACGCCCAGUUCUCUGAGGACGACUGCGAGAGCUUCCGCCUCGCCCUCAACAGACGGUGUGCGAGCCACGCUCGUGGAGCCAAGGAACGCAAGGACUACGUCAUCGCCGUCGCCGUGGAGCAGAAGGAGUCCAUCAUGGGCUAUCACGCCGACAAACGGAAGCCCUUCUUGCGUAUCACGAUGGCCAUGCCUCCUCUUGUGCCUGCUGCUAGAGGCAUUCUGGAGGCUGGUCUCGUGUUCGAUGGCUAUCCCAAUGGCAGAACCUUCCAGACGUACGAAUCCAACAUCGCGUUCGUGCUGCGCUUCAUGAUCGACAAGAAGAUGACGGGCGCCGCCUGGCUUGAACUCGCUGCCAAUAAGUAUGAAGUCGUACCCGACGACCAGAAGGUCUCACACUGCCAAUUCGAACUGCACGCCAAGGAGACGGACAUCACCGGCCACGCCCCUGAAGGCGUCUGGUCGGACAUCGCGCCCUUCCGCGUUCUCUCCUUCGAUAUUGAGUGCGCGGGCAGACGAGGCGUGUUCCCCGAGCCGGAGAUGGAUCCGGUCAUUCAGAUCGCCAACGUCGUGUCUGUGCAAGGAGAAAACGGCCCGAUCGUAAAGAACGUUUUCACCGUCAAAAAGUGCAGCCCCAUCGCCGGCGCCGAAGUGCGUUGCUACAGGACAGAGGCGGAAAUGCUUCUGGCGUGGCGCAAGUUCGUGGAGAUUGUGGACCCGGACAUCCUCACCGGCUACAACAUCAUCAACUUCGAUAUCUGGUAUCUGCUCACGCGCGCCCAGAAGCUGGGCCUCGUUGACUUCCCCUUCUGGGGACGCAUCAAAGCUCAGCGUUCCACGAUGAAGGACACGACGUUUUCGUCGAAGGCCUUUGGCAAGCGUGACUCGAAAGAAAUCAAGAUCGGCGGUCGCGUGCAACUCGACGUCUUGCUUGUUAUCACACGCGACUACAAGCUUCGCUCCUAUACACUCAACUACGUCUCUCAACACUUCUUGGAGGAGCAGAAAGAAGACGUGCAUCACUCGAUCAUUACAGACUUGUACAAUGGCACAAACGACCAGCGGAGGCGCUUGGCCGUUUACUGUAUCAAGGACGCGUUACUGCCACAGCGUCUGCUCGACAAGCUCAUGUGCAUCAUCAACUACAUCGAGAUGGCACGAGUCACGGGUGUCCCGAUAGCCUUCCUCCUUACGCGUGGUCAGCAAAUCAAGGUCCUCUCGCAGCUCUACCGUAUCGCCAACACCGAGGACCUCCUCAUCCCCGCUGUCAAGGUAGCCAAGCCCACGGGAGAAGACGGCAAGGGCUACAAGGGCGCCAUCGUGAUCGCCCCCAAGACGGCCUACUACGACGUGCCCAUCGCCACCCUCGAUUUCGCCUCGUUGUACCCGUCCAUCAUGAUUGCCCACAACCUCUGCUACUCCACGCUUCUCGCUCCCGGCGAAGUCAACUCCCACCCGCCGGAGAGCUAUGAGCGGAGUCCCGGAGGCGAGUGCUUUGUGCGGGAAGAGACCAAGCCCGGCCUGCUGCCGCGCAUUCUCAACGGCCUUCUGGAGGCCCGCGCCCGGGCCAAGGCCGAGAUGAAGAAAGAGACGAAUCCCUUCAAGCAGGCUGUGCUCAACGGAAGGCAGUUGGCUCUGAAGGUGUCGGCCAACUCGGUGUACGGUUUCACCGGCGCCACGAUCGGCAAGCUGCCGUGUCUCGCCAUUUCGUCGGCCGUCACGGCCUACGGCCGUGAAAUGAUCGAAAAGACCCAGGCCACCGUGCUGGAGCGCUACCGCGUGGAAAACGGCUACUCCCACACCGCUGACGUUAUCUACGGUGACACGGACUCGGUCAUGGUCAACUUUGGCGUUAAGACCGUCGAGGAGGCGAUGAAAUUGGGCAGGGAAGCGGCCGAGUAUAUCACGAAGCACUGCUUCGAGCAGCCGAUCAAGCUCGAGUUCGAGAAGGUGUACUACCCGUAUCUGCUCAUCAGCAAGAAGCGCUACGCCGGGCUGUGGUGGGGCCGGCCCGACAAGUACGACCACAUGGACGCCAAGGGUAUCGAGACGGUGCGCCGCGACAACUGCGCGCUGGUGCGCAACGUCGUGCAGGAGUGUCUGGACCGCAUCCUCAUCGAGCGCAACAUCGACUCGGCCGUGGACUACGUGAAGCAGAUCAUCUCCGACCUGCUGUGCAAUCGGCUCGAUCUGUCGCUGCUGGUGAUCACGAAGCAGAUCUCGCGCAACAGCGAGGACUACAAGGCCAAGCAGGCCCACGUCGAGCUCGCCGAGCGGAUGGCCAAGCGCGACGCCGGAUCGGCGCCCGUGGUGGGCGACCGCGUGCCCUACGUCAUCGUCAAGGGCGCCAAGGGCUCCCGCGCCUACGAGCGCGCCGAGGACCCGCUCCACGUGCUCGAGCACAACAUCCCGCUCGACGCCCAGUACUACCUCCACCAGCAGCUCGAGAAGCCCCUGCUCCGUAUCUUCAAGCCCAUUCUCAAGAACCCCGAGAGCCUGCUCACCGGCGAGCACACCCGCACCAUCUCCGUGCAGACCCCGACCGUGGGCGGCAUCGUCUCCUUCGCCAAGCGCACCCUGUCGUGCAUGGGAUGCAAGGCCCCGCUCGUGGGAGGCGAGACCUCGGUCUGCCGCUACUGCCGCCCGAUGGAGGCCGUCUACUACCAGGAGCGCCUGGCGCGCGUGCAUCGCCUCGAGCAGGAGUUUGCGUCGGCGUGGACCCAGUGCCAGCGGUGCCAGGGUUCGUUCCACGAGACGGUGCUCUGCACCUCGUGCGACUGCCCCAUCUUCUACAUGCGCAAGAAGAUCCAGAAGGACCUCGCCGACUCCCACUCCCUCCUCCUCCGCUUCGACCCGCCCGCCGCCUCCGGCUCUGGCUCCUCUCUCUCCUGGUGA